CGCAGUAUUUGUACGUCAUUUGGUGGCGCGGCGUGGGUGUCCACUGGUGGUUGUUUGGAAAUGUAACUGUACUCCAGUUUAAUUUGCGUAUAUUAAAGUAACAGAAGGCGAUAAAAUGUGGAUACUGACACCCCUGUAUCCUGGAGGUAAAACCAAUUAUCUCCUCGCCAGUAAAGAAUACGUGGUGGGGCGCAAGAACUGUGACAUCGUCCUACCCAACGACCAGUCCAUCAGUAGGGCUCACGCUCACCUCACUGCUACUGACCAGACCCUGACUCUUAAGGACUUGUCCAAGUAUGGUACAUUUGUCAACAGCCAGCGUGUAACAGAGCACACACCUGUGAACCUGAAGUCAGGGGACUAUGUCACAUUUGGGGUUUUUCACAGCAAAUUCAGUGUGGACCAUCAGAAGCCGGUGGUGUGUUCUUCAUGUUUGAACAGUGAUGGUAAGGCAUCACUUUCACAGGCCCUGCUGGCAUUAGGUGGAAAGCUGGUCAGUACCUGGACUCAGGACUGCACCCACCUGGCUAUGCCUUCUGGUAAAGUCACUGUUAAGAUGAUUUCUGCUCUGCUGUGCUGUUGUCCCAUCAUGAAGCCAGAGUUCUUCUCAGAGCUCAACAAAGCUGUUCAGCAAAAAUUACCCCUUCCUAAAGCUGAGAGUUUCAUCCCUGACAUCGAUGAGCCCUGCUUGAGUAAAGAGGCUGUUAACCUGGGAGCGAUUCCAGCUCGUAAACAGCUUUUCACAGAAAAGACCUUCAUAUUCCUCAGUGCCAGACAGCUGAAGCGUCUGAGUGCAGCCGUGACCUUUGGAGGUGGCAGGAGCCAGCUGCUGAAGGAGGGCUCCCUGCCCCAGGAGCUGCUGGAGUCUCCACAGAGCUGUGUGGUUGAUGUUACAACAGGCAGCUCCCAACCUCUGCUGCCUCUGUCCAGCACAGAGUGGGUAAACUCUGUGAAGAACAUUGUUCAAAGGNNNGGUUUUAGAGUCAUCACAGAGUCUGAAAUUGGUUUGGCUGUCAUCUAUGCUUCCUGUGACAAGUACUGCAAUCCAUCCAAUCUAAUACCAGACUCGGAGUUUGUACCAAACUGGAAACCCAGAAUCCCAAGUGCUUCUCUGUCACCGAGCAUGGUGGUGGAUGAGACUGUAUUACCUGCACCAUCUCAGAACAUCACAGCUUAUGCACCCAACACAGAGCCAUCACAAGGGAAAGAGCCACAUGAGGUAACUGGGGUUACAACAGUGGCAGAAACUCCAGAGAAGAAGCAAAAACCCCACGCCCAUCAGCUCCGUGGAGUCAAUAUUCCAGCUCAGAAGACAGGCACUCAGUAUACUGUGGAUGAUACACUGAGCUCAUGGCACAAUAUUGUUGAGCAAACAGACUCACAGGGGAAGAAGCUUGAGUCCAAACUUCGAAGUGCUGGUGAAGGAUGCAUUGGCAUCAAGUCCGAGCCAUCAACUUCUAAGACCAAUGGGGGCAUGAAGUCGUUCCUACAGAAGCAGUCUUCUCAGAAUCAGAAAAUCUCUGCACAAGCUUCCCCACAGAAACAGUCAACUCUGACCAGUUUCUUUCAGCCAGUCAACAAGAAAAGGCCUUUGGAGGAUGAGUUCUUCACUGUGAUGUCAGAGCCAAAGCGGCCUGUACUGGAAUCCUACAUCAGCAAGCAGGCACUUAACACCUCGGUCACAUCUAAAGAAACAUACUCACUCACAGACAAAGUCCCUGCAGCAACAUCACAGACUACACUGGUAUCAGAAGACAACUUGUUCACAGGACUGUCCAGCACUGCCCAGGAAAAACCGCAAAGUAGAAAGAGGAAGGAGAUGGAAGCCGAGAUAGAGAUGGAGGAACUGGAGUCUAUUAUGUCUGAGGAUAUGGACUGUAUCGAUGAGCAGCUCUCAGGUAAUCGAGGCCAGCAAGCAGGGCUAAUAAUGCAGAGUUCAGCUGAACAGAAACCAGGUUUAACUACACUAGAGGCUUCAUCUUUAAGCAAGAGGCAACGGGUUCAUCGAGAAGAAAAUGGAAGCAAUCAAAGGCCAAAGGAUGGUCUGGAAAAAGACCAGAGACAGAAACCAGAACAGCAUGUUGUCUCCAUCAAGACAGAGCAGGUUCAUCCUUCGCAGUACAGGAAAACUAAUCAGGAGUCCAGUAAACUUCCACCAAUGUCAUCUGCCAGCACAAGUAAAAACAUCCAGCCUUUUGAGGAUGACGAGGCAUCAUACAUUGAGGAUUCAGAACUACUCAAAGCAGAUACUUUCCAGUCUAAGGAAGAGACAAAGACCCCUCUGAAGCCUGUUAUGAUCAAACAGAAGGCACAAGACUCAAAGAUUGAGGAAGACCUUCCUAAAAAGCUAGUUUUGGUGGAGUUCAGAUCUCUUACUGUGACUGCACCUCCCAAAACCAAACCAAUGAGGAUGCAGGACAAUGGCUAUUCAAAGAACUUCAAGUGUUUCCACAAGAGCCGAGUGCCCGGUGCCGAGGGCUUACUCCCCAUCAUUGGAGGGUCUGAUCUGCUGGUUCACAACAGGGGCAAGAACUCUAAUCUGGAUGAAUGGCUGAAAGAUGCUGCUGAGGAGGAGCAUCAGAGCCGACAGGAAGAGACAAUAGGAGAUGACCUCUUCAGGUACAACCCCACCAAACUGACCAAGAGAAGAUGAAAUGAAAUCCUGAAGUCCUCCAAUGGGAAUUCAUUUCAGAGGCCAGGAUGUAUGUUCAUAGUACUCCAAAAAUAACUUCAUAGCUGAUGUUCAUUGGAGUUAAUUGUUCAAAACUACAGCUAAAAUAAUCUGAAAUGUUUGCCAGUGUUUACUGUUCUAUCUAUAAAUGCCUUUUUAGUUUAUUAAACCACUGACAGAAAGUAAUGUAUCAGAACAGCCUUCAGACAUUGAAGAGAUUUUUCUCAAAAUUUUUAUUUGUCAAUAAUAAAAAAUAUGGCAUACAAAACAUUAAAAACUCUUCAGUCAUACAAGACGGCAUUAAAACUCUACAUGCUGAAAGCAGUUAUUCCUACGUUUAGAAGUUAAGAACAAAAGUGUUCCCUGGUUUUAGCAGAAUUAGAACGUUGAGAGGGAUUCAAGUGUUAGCACUUCUUAAAUUAUCUCUGAUGAGCCAACCCUUCAGGCACUUUUUACACAUCUGAACUGCUCAGAGUAGUUGUCAUGCCAAAACUCUUUUGGCCUUUCUGUGCACAUAGUUGAAACCCACCCAUGCCUUCGUAUUCACAGCAUGUACAAGUUGAGUUAACUCAGAAUUAAACAUGGAUUGUGCAGCAACAGAAGACUGUACCUUUCAUGAACAGCAGAAGGAGACUAGCCUCAUAACAAGUUUUUUUUUUCUUUUCUAUAAUGCAGUGGAAUUACGUUACUUAUUACAUGACCAAGUUGCUUUCUAAAAUCCAAGUAUGUGAAUGGACACAAACCUGUCAAUGCUUUAAGCAAGUAGAUUGCUCUUGGAGUUGACAGCAGUGGGCAGGUGCAUCCUGCCUGGAUGUAAAUGUCAUUUUUUUCUCAUUUCUUGAAGUAAAUAAUAAAAAAAAGAUAUUUCUCUCCAUUCUGAGUCACCCUGUGCACUCUGCUCACAGCCUUGUUCAUGCCUGCUUAUAUCAAAACGGUAUGCAGAGAUGAAUAGGGGAAAGCAUUGACAAAUAAUCUAGCAAAAUUUCAAUAUUUUAACACAAGUAACAACAUUUUCACUAGUUAACAGUUAUCUGAUUACCAAAACCUUAAGCUACUUUGUUAGUAGAAAAAAAAAUUGUGAUUAUGUAACAUUGUAUGAGGGAGCAAAGGAAGUAUUUCCCUCCACAAGGAUCAAAGUGUUAUAUCACAAUAAGCCUCGAGCUGUGCAUGAGCAGCAUACAAACAAAUUAUUCAUAUGACAGCAUACUGUUGAGAGACUUUCAAUGAAUGGAAGGAGGCAAAUAUAGCAGAAAUAGAAAACAAAUUGUUACUGUCACUGUUCAUAAUCUCUGUGGCUGUUUACUGUAAAGUUGUAUUAAAAAUUGUGGCAUUUUAUAGAUGCACAUAUGUAGAGUUGGGCAACAUGAAAAAUAGCUCUGCAUUCAGCACGACUGGGAUAUUCACUUGAACUUUGCCUAGGUGGUGUAUGUGUUAGAGAAAUGUAAUUGCUUUGUGGUAUUAAGGAAGCAGUUGUGUAUCAUGAGUCACAGUAUUUAGGAAAAACAAACACUACAGUGACAGAUGAUCAGUGAUAAAUACUGUUCUGCACAACGGCCUUAUGAAUAGUUUCAAGAUGGGCUUUAGAUGUUAGGCUUCAGAGGGAGAGAGCCAAGAUAUGAUAAAAAAUUUUGUGAUUACCAAAAUACAAAGUGGAUGCAAAGAUAUAGUUUUCUAAAAGUAUAAAAAUAAAUUGGAUGGUAUGAUUGUAA
This is a messenger RNA of Monopterus albus (swamp eel), 4380 nucleotides long. It is a transcript of the gene nbn, whose product is annotated as nibrin. The coding region runs from base 116 to 2653 and encodes 845 amino acids. The record is from RefSeq and is a predicted model, not a curated record. The transcript has 17 exons. Gene Ontology annotation, molecular function: damaged DNA binding; protein binding. Gene Ontology annotation, cellular component: Mre11 complex; nucleus. Gene Ontology annotation, biological process: mitotic G2 DNA damage checkpoint signaling; double-strand break repair via homologous recombination; telomere maintenance. Lineage: Eukaryota; Metazoa; Chordata; Actinopteri; Synbranchiformes; Synbranchidae.